AUGCUGCGCACGCUAGAGGGACCUGUAGGUUACGAGCUCCGGUGCGGUUCCCAUGUUGACCGCCUGUUAAGCAAACUGUCUCCAUCCCAGAGAGAUGGAUUUGUGGAAUAUUGCCUCGUUCGCGGCAUCCUGCAGCCCGGUUCAGAGCUCACCUACUCCCUGCCUGACUUUGCCGCAUGGCUCCAGAUGAAGGCUCAAGCAAAGCGUCUGGCCAGUCGAGCUACCCUUCUCUAUAACUCUACCGGGCCUUCUACACCUAAGAGAGAACAGUUUCGUGCAAAGCCCAGAGAUAAGACCGCAUCAGUCUUCCUCUGUACAAGGGAGAGAGCCACCAAAGAGACCACUCGGCCGAAGCCUCAAGCCUUCAAACUCAGCCCUUAUUGCCCAUUCUGUAACAAUAAGGAGCACUAUCUCAACUCAUGUCUCGACUUCAAGAAACUGUCCCCUGCUGAGAUUAAGAAGUGGAUCCAGGAAGAGAGAACGAUUAUCCUCCCUCAAGCUGUAGAACAACUACAACUCCCACAACACCCAGAGACGCUACAUCUUAGGACCGUCCAGCAAGAGGUGAAGGAGCUGAAAGGUUCCUGCGUCAGCGUUCAUGUAUCCCCUGUCUUCAAGCCAAACCAGAAGUUUUGCAUUCGACAUGCGUUCACCGCAGAUAGUCUUAGCUUGUCUGAGCACACGUACCCAGUAGCAGCUCUCCAGAAGCGCUAUGAGCACCUCAAAGGACUUCCCUUGACGCCUAUUCACAGAGCACAACCUCUACUCCUCAUCGGCUCAGAUAUGGCCCAUCUGCUCUCACCAACACAGCCCGUCCGAUCAGGCCCAUUUGGCAGUCCCAUGGCAGUCUGUACAAGGCUCGGUUGGUCCUUGCAAGGUCCGUCGGACAUCAUUCCAGUUGCUUCUCACCAGCCUUACUGUUUUCACAUCGCCACUGAAUCACCAUAUACAGAACUUAUCAGGAAUGUGGAACGCCUUUGGCAUAUCGAUACAGUUCCUUAUAUCAGUGAGAAGACUGCAACCCGUUCUAAGCAAGACCAGCGGGCUCUCACCCUCCUACAGACAGCCUCUGAACGCGUAUCUAUUGACGGUACUCAGCGCUAUGCUACUCCACUGUUGAGGCGUCAGCCAGUCAUCCCACUUUGUGCUUCGCCGGCUGCUGUGAUGCCCAACCUACGUUGCACUGAACGGCGGCUAGCCAAGGACACAGUUCGAGCGGCUUCAUACUGUACGGAGAUGGACAAACUACUUCAGGCCGGCUACGUUUCAGAGAUCUCUACGGAAGAGGCCGCAACUUUCACCGAAUCGUGCGGAGAUAUCAAGUCAAUGUUCCAUCAGAUCCGCUUGAUGCCAAAAGACAAACCUCUCCUACGUUUCCUGUGGCGGGACAUGCAAAGAACGUCUGAACCACGGAUAUACCAAUGGGAGGUGUUACCAUUUGGAACAACGUGUAGCCCCUGUUGCGCCGUCUUCGCCCUGCAGCAGCACGUCAGAGACCACGAACCUCCAGAUCCCCCCCUCACGCAUGUGAUCGAGCAGUCCUUCUAUGUCGACAAUUGCCUCCACAGUGUAAGUAAACCAGAAGAUGCCAAGGCUUUGGUCGAUGACUUGCGAGCACUUCUGAGAAAGGGAGGUUUUGAGAUCAGACAAUGGGCCAGUAAUGUGCCUGAAGUUGUCGCACACCUACCCCCUGAAGCACAAUCGACUAGCAGUGAGCUAUGGCUGUCCAAGGCCAGUGACAACCUUCAAGAGCCCACACUUGGACUGUGCCGGGAUUGUUUGAGCGACACGUUGAGUUAUAAGCAUCGCUCUAACGAGCCUCUAGCUGCCACUCUACGUAACGUCUACAGCGUCCUUGCCAAGCUUUACGACCCAUUGGGCUACAUUGUGCCAUUUACCACAAGAUGUAAAGUGCUUGUCCAGGACAUGUGGAAGGCUAACAUUGGCUGGGAUGACAAGAUUCAACCAUCUGAACUUCUCGGAAAAUGGUUGAGUUGGGUGCAGGAAAUUCCUACUCUGCAGCAACUCAAGUUAUCUCGUCCCUAUUCACCAGCCAGUGGAAAUACCGUCAAUGCAGCCCGUCAUAUUCACAUCUUCUGUGAUGCUUCAGAGCGCGCCUACGGAUCAGUAGCUUACAUGCAAAUAACGGAUGACAGACAACAAGUCUUCGUUUCCUUUGUGUUUGCCAGAUCGAGAGUUGCGCCGCGUAAGCAGCUGUCCAUCCCGCGUCUCGAGCUCAGCGCCGCACUUACAGGGGCACAGCUGGCAAAAGUGAUCGAGACUGAGCUCACAGUAACGCCUGAGCACAUCACUCUUUGGUCUGACUCCACAACAGUGCUGUACUGGAUUAAAUCAGAAUCCUGCCGCUACAAAGUAUUUGUUGGAACACGUGUAGCAGAAAUCCAGAAUCUUACCAGUCCAUCUCAAUGGCGGUAUGUUGGUAGUCUACACAAUCCCGCAGAUGACAUAACCCGAGGACUCACCUUGAAAGAGAUGGUGCAGGAUCACCGCUGGAACAAAGGUCCACAUUUCCUCCUUUUGCCAGAGAGAGAGUGGCCCAUCAUGCCCUCAUCUGAGGCAGAACCAGACACUACCGAGUUAAGGAAGUCAGCCUUCGUGGGAGCAGUCUCCAGCGCCUUGCCCACACAACAUCCUGACCUGAGUAAGUUCUCCACUUGGCAAGAGCUUCUUCAGGAAACCGCUAGCUCCCUUCAUGGGGCGGCCAACACUAACACCACAGCAAAGUGUUCAGCAACAGAUUUCCUUCAAGCAGAGAAGCUUAUGACUUAG
Syngnathus acus (greater pipefish) is the source of this 2790-nucleotide messenger RNA. RefSeq lists its product as uncharacterized. The record is from RefSeq and is a predicted model, not a curated record. The transcript has 3 exons. Bases 1 to 2790 code for a protein of 929 amino acids. Lineage: Eukaryota; Metazoa; Chordata; Actinopteri; Syngnathiformes; Syngnathidae.